GGACACCAUUAUCCCCGGUAUAUAAUAUUUGCUUACGUACAUUUGUAUUUUAUUUAUUCCCCAUUUUCUUGUCGCGAGUAAUUAAAAAACUGAACCUUUUUUUUUCAAUUACGAAGACCUGUGGGGUUUUGAACAUGGAGCAAAUGUGAUUCCGAAUUUCAACCCUGCAAGCCCAAAUUUCAACAAUUCUAUGUGGACUGUCGCCAUUGGAUGUCCCUGUAACCUCGCAGGAUGAGCAAAUUCACUACGGCGAAGAAAGCCUGCGUCCGUUGAGCUCAGGAAGUUUUGUGAAGAAAUUUAAGACACAUUACAUCAUAUACUCAAAUGGGCAGAAGUUAUGGCCUCAUUAUUGCUUCAUAUACGGCAGUCAGCCUUUGUGGAGUUGCAUGGAGAAUUAAUUUGGCACUGAAUAAGGUCCUUUUAGAUGGGAGAACGUUGGAGGAAGGCAUUGAGUCUGUACAAGCUGGAUAUAUUUUACAGUUGCUUCUUGAAUCCCCUCUCACAGUAGCAUUGCUUGUCAACCUUGCAAUCAAUAUUUUCAUUUUGGUUUCUCUUUCUAUAAAGGCUGUUUUCUUUGGGCAACUCUCCUCAACAGAAACACGAAAGGUCAUCGAACGCAUUAUAAACUAUAUACUUUAUAAGGGGAUUUUUCUUAUAUGGAUAGUACAGCCAGAUAUUGUGCAAAUCACCUUAUGGUUGACUUGGUUCUCAGUUCUCGGAUCCCUGAAGAUGUUCCAAGGACUGGCAAAAGAUCGCCUAGAGCGACUGAAUGCAUCUCCUUCUGCAACACCAUGGGCUCAUUUAAGAGUGUUUUCUGUACUAGUCUUGGUUCUUUUCUCCGAUUUGUUCUGGAUUCGGCUAUGUACAGUUGUUUCCAAGGGUGCAGGAACAAGCACAUUUUGGCUCUUGAUUUUCGAGCCUCUCAGUAUUGCAUUUGAAACACUGCAGGCAGUUAUGGUGCAUGGAUUACAGUUGAUUGAAACUUGGCAUCGCCAUCAUGCAGAUGACAUAGUUCAUUGUCAAGGAUUAGAACCAUCGGAUAGAUCUGCAGCAGGUGCUUCUUGGGAAUGGAAGGGAACUUUUGUCAGGAAUUGUGGUUUUUUUAUGGAAAUUGUAACUUUGUUGAUGGCUCUUGGACACUGUUUGCACAUUUGGUGGAUUCGUGGUCUUGCCUUUCAACUUGUAGAUGCUGUGCUUUUCCUGAAUCUACGUGCACUUCUAAGUUCAAUUUUGCGGCGUAUCAAGGGAUUUAUGAGGUUGAGGACAGCAAUGAAUACUCUUCAAGGAGCAUUACCUGAUGCAACUCAAGAUGAGUUGCAUGCAUAUGAUGACGAAUGUGCAAUUUGCAAGGAACCAAUGGCCAGGGCUAAGAGGCUGCCUUGUUCACACCUUUUCCAUCUUCAAUGUCUGAGAUCCUGGUUGGACCAAGGCAUUGGAGAAACAUAUUCUUGUCCAACCUGUAGAAGGCCAUUGUUUAUGGGUGGCUCAAGGACGUCUCCAAAUGCUAAUGUUGGCCAGCAAUUAGUAGAAGGUGAGCAACUAGUCAGGCCUGUAAACACAGGGCCGGAUGCAUUAUCUCAAACUCUGUCUGAAAAUACCUUACCGACAAGCCCAUUUUCAACUGAACGGUGGAAUUCUACUGGCAUUGGCAUGUUCAGGGGUGUGGGACUUGAUCCUGGUUGGGGGAAUCCUUGGCCAAAUGCAGGGUUGGAUGGUGCUGGUCCCUCAACAGGAAUGAGAUCUGUGGGAUUUGGUAGGGUUCAAAUGAUGAUGAGGCAACUUGCUGGUGUCAGUGGAACCUAUGCACAUGCCACAUCAUCUGAUGACAAUGCAUGGAGACUGUGGUCAAUGUCCCCACAUGACGGUGGUUCGGUGCAGACAACAUUCUCUGGCAGGCCAAGAACAGCUGUAGGGGGUGUACGCAUUAGAAAUGCUAUGCCAGGACAAACUGCAGACAACAAUGGUAUGCCAAAUACUGCCGGCAUGAUAAAUCCCCGCAUAACUGCAAUGACCAACAUGGUAAGGGAAGUACUGCCACACAUUCCUGAUGACAUCAUCAUUCAGGACUUGCGGCGGACUAAUUCUGUUACUGCAACUGUUAAUAAUCUGCUCUAAAUUUGAAAGUGAUCUUGAUACAACUACUGAUGAUCAGACUCUCACAGCCAAUUUAAAUUUACAUUGUCCUCCAAAAAUUUGAGAGGAUAAUUUAAAAUCUUCUUGCAGAGGAUGACUGGAAGUCUAAUGAGGAUAGAUUUCAGAAUCCUUUGGACAAAGUUUUCCAUAAAUCAACGUGGCGGCAUGCAUGUUUACGCAUAUGAACAAAACUGUUCAAAUCAGUCUCAAUCUUGUAUGGUUGCCAUAUACGAAUGUCAAAUAUUAUAUAUCUGGUGGAGUGAACAUUAUUUUCUACUGGCAUCCCUAGUGCUAAUAAGCAUCAAGCUAUUGGCUUGAUAGAAGAAUGUAUAGUGUGCCUAAUUAUGGGUAGCAUUUUUAAAGAAACUUUACAAUAAUUGUGCUUUUUAGUUUCUACGAUAUAUUUGAGCUCUCUCAAAUAUAAGGUGUUAGAUUCACAGAUAACAUUCAUGAUUAGAGAAUUCUAAUAUGUAGAUUUUGAUUUGUAAAUUAAACUGUAGGCGAAUCAUUAGCUACAAAGAAAUAAUGAAUUGUCUACUUUACCAAGGAUAUUGUCAAUGGAUAAGCAGGAUCAGCAAAGAUUUCAAAUA
Messenger RNA from Cryptomeria japonica (Japanese cedar), 2723 nucleotides. Its product is annotated as E3 ubiquitin protein ligase RIN2. NCBI's taxonomy places the organism in Eukaryota, Viridiplantae, Streptophyta, Pinopsida, Cupressales, Cupressaceae. The coding region runs from base 325 to 2115 and encodes 596 amino acids. Gene Ontology annotation, molecular function: ubiquitin protein ligase activity; ubiquitin binding. The record is from RefSeq and is a predicted model, not a curated record. The transcript has 13 exons. Gene Ontology annotation, biological process: positive regulation of plant-type hypersensitive response; protein ubiquitination; ubiquitin-dependent protein catabolic process. Gene Ontology annotation, cellular component: cytosol; ubiquitin ligase complex; plasma membrane.